ACUUCCUCAAAUUAUUAUGGAUUUCAAAGAUACAGAAAGGUCUUUCUGAUGGACAUUUCUUUUUUUGAAACUUAAACGUCACUGCGUAAGCAACAGACAUGCGGAAGAUGCUACCAGGAUUCGGAGUCGUGGGAACCCCAAAUUCGGUCAGGGCUUAUGUCCCACUUUUGAAAUCAUACGGCUUCAGAGUUGUGGCGUUAUGGGGGAGAACGAAAGAAGAUGCAGCCAAAGUUGCAGCAGAGCUCAACAUUCCAUUUCAUUCUAGUAAUGUUGAUGAGGUUUUAUUGAACAAGGAUGUGGACAUCAUUGCGGUAACAUGUGCUCCUCACAUGCAAGCCCCUAUAGCAGUCAAGGCUCUUGGAAUUGGAAAACAUGUUAUUUGUGGUGCCCCUGCAGGACCAAACCAAGUGGACUCUUUACGCAUGGUCAAUGCUGCAAAGUAUUACCCUCGUUUGAUGUCCCUUACUAUUUAUGGAUUGCGGUUUCUUCCGGCCAUUGACAAAAUGAAACAGCUGAUUUUGGAUGGCUAUGUAGGAGACAUAAACAUCUGUGAAGUCAAAGUUCACUUUGAAAAAGUUAAGAGGGAUCAGUUUGACUGGAUGUGUGAUGGCACAAUGGGAGGCGGUCUUUUGAAUGAGAUUGGCAGUGACAUCAUUGAUGUGAUUGGUUAUCUCACAGGGCAAAGAGCAACAAAAGCACACGGCAUGCUGAAAACUUACACAAAGCAAACUGAGAAAAUAAAGGGCAUUCGUGAGAUAACAAGUGAUGAUUUUUGCACUUUUCAGAUAGAACUUGAUCAGGGGUCCUGUGUGACUGCCACAAUCAAUGGUCAUAUUCCAGGACCUUUUCAGCAAGAAAUUAUGAUAUUAGGAAACAAAGGUAGACUUAUAGCUAAAGGAGCAGAUCUGUAUGGCCAGAAAAAUGACCAAUCAAAAGAAACAUUGCUGCACUUUGACCCCAUCAACUUCAAAGAAGAAGAGAGGUAUGGAGUAUCUGAAAAAACUCGCACUCUCAUCCCAACUCCAUACCUAAAGGGCAUCAUACAGUUUAUUGAAGCUGUCAAAGAAGCAUUUGACAAAGAAGAAGAGAGACAGAGCUAUUGCAUAGACCCAGUGAGACCAGCAGCAAAUUUUGAGGAUGCCCUGUAUGUACAAUCUGUGGUAGAAGCCAUUCGCAAGUCCAGUAAAACUAAGCAAUGGGUCAAGGUGGAGGUUUUGGAGGAGGAACCUGAUCCUAACUCAUUUAUGUCACCUUCAAUGAGACGCAGUGCUUACUCAGUCCAGUGAGCAAGUACCUAUUUACUACACAAAAAAAACUAAAUAUAGCUCAGGGUUAACAAGUAGCUUUAAUACAAGGCAGUUAUGAUGAGUCAAAAGCAAUCAUAAUUCAUUAUUAUUUGUCAUGCAUUAAUUGCAUAUGAAUCUGAUGAUCAUUUUUUAUAUCAUUUUAUUAGUUUUAAGUUUACUUUUUAAAAAAAAUGAGUCUGGAAAAUUCAUACUAAGUCCCAAUACUGUAAAAUCCCUUAUUUUCGUGGGGUCAAAUUUUUGUUGUUCAAAGAAAAAAAAUAUUGUUUUGAGGGGAUUUGAUUUCGUGGUUAUAGAAUAAACAUAAUACUGUAACAGUAGUUUGAAAUUUUAACAUUUUGUGGAGGAUGUGAAAACGUGGGUCUCUUAAUACUACAAAAACAAUGAAAAUACCCCCCCCCCCCCCUGAAAAUUAGUGAUUUCACAGUAUUAAUUCUAUUAUUAAAGAAUAGUACAAUGUGUUUGUAGUAAAUACAUUUGAAAUUAAUAUACAAGUUUAACUAAGUCAUAUUUUAUCAUGAAUAGUGAAAUAUAAUGAAAUUGUAACUAGAUUUAACAAAGUGGAUAUAGUGUCUGAGUUAUUUUAUCAUUGAGUAGUUGAUAUAUAAACAAUGAUCAUUUGGAAUUGUAACUAGAAUUAAUAAAUUGGAUAUAGUGAGCAAUAUUGGCUGUCCAUGUCAGUUCAUUGAAUCAGAUAACCCCAGUUAGACAAUGAUGAGAUAUUUGCUAGUUACCCCCAUCCACCCUGCCUCUGUAAGAAAUUUUCAUGUUUUUUUCAACAUACUUGCAAGUCCAAUCCUAUAUGUUAAAUCUUUAGGAUGUUAAUUUUGUCUCAAACAUAAUUUUCUUGUCAAUUAAAAAAAAAAUUAAGUUUUAAUUGAGGUAUAUAACCAUAAUCUGAUGCAUAGAUACCAUACCAUGAUACACAUUUUAAUGGGACUUUAAUGUAGCAUUUUGUGUUAAUGUAUUUUGUUGAGUAUAUCACCUUGCUUACGUGUACAAUCAUUAUGAAUGUUAAUAUAUUCACUGGUAUGUCCUAAGGAGAUGUAAUGCAGCAUUAUUUUCAAACAUUUACUCUUUUCAAAGCAGCUUGGAUAUAUAUUUUGUUGUAAAAUAGAUACUGGUCUAGCAAAUGGCACCAUUCGUCCUCAGUAUGUACAUGUACACAUAUGAUAUUGUGUUGUCUAGUCAGCACUGUGAUACACAAUUUUUUUGUGAAUUCAUUUUUUUUGUAUUUUCAAUUAUUAUUUAAAUACAUAUUCAUCAUAUAUAUCUACAAAUUAGUGCACUUAUUUACCAAAAAUAUUUAUUUCUAGUAUUCUCUUUCCUUUGAAAGAUAAAAAUGACUCUACACUUUUGUGUUAUAUACUGUAUACAGGGCUAUUUUUCAAUGUUUUGCCCCAUGUUAUUUUUGUCCUAUCACACAUGCAAACAAAAGUUGCAUUAAAGGAGAGAUAACUCUGUCUCUGUUGAUUUUGCCUCAGUUUGAGUUUGCCUAUUUAGGACAAGGGGCAAAAAUUUCCCUGUAUGCAGUAUAUGCAAGGAAAAUGUAUUUUUAAGUCACAAAGCACUGCCAAUCGCUUCAUUUCUGUCCGUGACAUGAUAUUACUCGGAUCAUAUUUUAUUUUGGUUACUCUGUACAUUCUAUUGACAAUAUUAUGACUAUCCUUUUUGCACAGAUUCAUGGUUUCACUGGUUAAAACAUGUUUAUACAAUCUUUGAUUUAUUGAAAAAUAUUUUUGGAUAUAAAAUUAUCCCUGCAAAAAGCUUAUAAAUACUGUAGAUUCCUAAAUAUACGCGAGGAAUAAAUUAUCGCGUAAUUA
Saccostrea echinata is the source of this 3127-nucleotide messenger RNA. Its product is annotated as glucose-fructose oxidoreductase domain-containing protein 1-like. The transcript is spliced from 3 exons. Gene Ontology annotation, molecular function: nucleotide binding. The coding region runs from base 99 to 1286 and encodes 395 amino acids. NCBI's taxonomy places the organism in Eukaryota, Metazoa, Mollusca, Bivalvia, Ostreida, Ostreidae. The record is from RefSeq and is a predicted model, not a curated record.